AAAAGAUACUAAUUUAUUAUGAAAAAAAUUACCAAAUAUAUAAUAAGAAUUUUGAAUAUGACAAGAUUUUAUACAAACACUACCUUUAAACAAAAAAUUCAUUCAAUUCCUGAACCAGAAAUUCAUUUACCAAAACCAGAAUACAAUAUAGAAUUUCUUUGUAAUCCUUUAAAUCGGGACCUAAUUGCUGAUAAUAUUAAAAAGAGGAAAAGUUCUGGAAACAUAGACAAAGUUCUUGAAUUUCAUAGAAAGGCAAAUUCAAAAAAACUUUUUGAAGAAUUAAGCAAGAUACCUAAUCUCACACAAUCAACAACAAUGAAAUAUUUAGAAAAUAUACCAACUAUUCUUAGAAUAAUAGGAAAUUUGCCUAAAUAUGAUUUCAAAGCUAAAGAAUUCUCUAAUAUAGCAACCAAUUUAAAUUUAUUAAUAAAUAAUCAUUUAGGACCAGUAACUGGAUCCAGAAGUUAUGUUCUAAUAGGAGAUUUAGCUGAGUUAGAACAAGCUUUAAUAAUGUAUACUAUAAAAGAAUUAUUAAGUCAUAAUUUCCAUUUAGUUUCAGUACCAGAUAUUUUACCUUCUCAGAUUCUUGAACGAUGUGGAUUAAUUAAUGAUGGAGACAGAAAACUUGUAUAUGAAAUUGAACCAUAUUAUGGAAAUGUAUUCAGUCUUUCUGGAACAGCAGAAAUGGCAUUAGCUUAUAAAUUGUCUAAUAAAGUUUUUUCUUAUGAUGAACUACCGAUUAAGCUAGUUGCUGUGAGUAGAUGUUAUAGAGCGGAAAUUUCUAAUUUAGUUGAAGAAAGAGGUAUUUAUAGAGUUCAUCAAUUUACAAAAGUUGAAAUGUUUGUUGCUUCUGAACAAAAGCAUUCAAUUAAGAUCAUGGAAGAAAUUAUAUCAAUUCAAGAAAAGUUGUUUGGGCAACUGAAUUUACAUUGUAAAUUAUUAGAUAUGCCAUCAAAUGAAUUAGGAUCUUCAGCUUAUAGGAAAAUUGAUAUUGAAGCUUGGAUGCCAGGUAGAGCACGAUUUGGAGAAAUAUCAAGUUGUAGUAAUUGUACAGAUUAUCAAUCACGUAGGCUUAGUAUAAAAUAUAAAAAUAGUAAUGGUAUAAUAAUUCAUGCACAUACAUUAAAUGGAACUGCUUGUGCAAUACCACGGAUGCUUAUAGCAAUUUGUGAAACAUAUCAACUUUCUAAUGGUGAUAUUAUGGUUCCAGAAUAUUUAAAACAUUUUAUGAAUAAAAAAAGUAUUAUUAGAAAACAAAAUAUACCAUCUGUAAAAUAUUGA
Molecule: messenger RNA, 1281 nt
Organism: Ceratosolen solmsi marchali
Lineage: Eukaryota; Metazoa; Arthropoda; Insecta; Hymenoptera; Agaonidae
Gene: SerRS-m
Product: Seryl-tRNA synthetase, mitochondrial
Exons: 5
Coding region: 19-1281 (420 amino acids)
Biological process (GO): seryl-tRNA aminoacylation
Molecular function (GO): ATP binding; serine-tRNA ligase activity
Source: RefSeq, a predicted model, not a curated record